This is a messenger RNA of Polypterus senegalus (gray bichir), 1312 nucleotides long. Its product is annotated as vegetative cell wall protein gp1-like. The coding region runs from base 100 to 831 and encodes 243 amino acids. The transcript has 14 exons. NCBI's taxonomy places the organism in Eukaryota, Metazoa, Chordata, Cladistia, Polypteriformes, Polypteridae. The record is from RefSeq and is a predicted model, not a curated record.
UUUAAAUGCUGCGCUCUGCCGCCCGAUUUCCAGACUUGCGAUCUUCUCUUCUGCCGCUGAAGUUUCUGCUUUCCAAGAAUCGGUACAGGAGUCCUCAGAAUGAAGGCCACAGUUUUGCUGAUGUGCCUGCUUGGCACCACCUUUGCAGUGCCCAUGCAGCGUCUUUAUGAAUUCCUGCCUCAGGUCAAUUCACCGCAGCAGAGCGCCCAGCCAAGUCAACCCCAGCCGCAAAGCAACCCUGAGGCACCCAUUGUUCCAGCACCCCAGACACCCCAGGCAGCACCCCAGGCUCCAGGGCCAGCAGGACCCGCACCACCUGCCAGUCUAGAAAUCAUGUUCCCCUACGGAUAUCCUGGUCAGACUCUUGGUCAGCCUUCUUCUAUGUUCCCAUCCCAAGGAUUCAUCAGACAGAAGAUCCCCCAGCCACCCGGCAGACAGAGCAUUGAAAUUCUCUACCCCUAUGGAUUUGGUCAGCAGCAGAUGUUCCCUGGAUUCUCCAACCUGUCCCCUGUGCCUCCAAUGCAGUUCCCAAUGCUCCCAAAUAUGUUCCCAUUUGGCAGUAUGGUACCAAUGAUGCCACAGCAGCCUUCUCCACAGACCCCAAAUUUGCCCCCUUCUUUUGGAAACAUGCCACAGCAACCUGGCCAGUCUGAUCCAAACAUGUUCAACCCCUUUGCCAAUAUGCCACAGCUGCCUGCCCAAAACCCCAAUGGCGUGCCCAACUUUGGAAUGCCACAGGACCCCUCUCAGCCCAUGCAGCCUGCCCAGCCCAUUCCACCAGUGCAGCCCAGUCCAAAUAUUCCGGUUGGAGGUGAACAAGAAGUGGACUAAUUCAGCACACAAAUCCCAGGACCCCCAUGAAGCUGGUCUUCUAAAUUUAAAGACGCUGAUGGCUCCGAGUUGAUGGCCCCACAUGUUGUUCUGUCGUCUCUCUGUUUUGUUGUAGGUUUUUUGUUUUUUUUCCUCUUUCGCUUGCUCUCAAUGGCGGUGCGGGCUGAAGGACGGUCUCACACGUUUUCAUCUGCUGUUUGGUAGCAUUUUUUGAGUUGAGCUUUGAUGUGAGCCCAUAAGGAGAGGAUUUUGGGGAAUAUCAACGUGUGCCAGAAAGACGAAAUCUGAAGGAAAAUCUGCCAACAAAUGUCUCCCCCUCAACCCCGGCGUGACUUCUCUUUGUACGUCGGCCCUCUGUUUGUGUAACAAAAUGUGAUGCUGUGCUAAUCUCGCCUGCUUUGUCACCCGAGGGCGGCUCUCUGCCCGUUCACUCUUGUGCUUUUGUAACCUUUGCCUACAAAUAAAGUUUCAGAUCCUCUCA